UUGUUAUGUAUUGCGAUGAAUGAAGAGCCGAAUGGCACCAUGCUAUCACUUGUGUCUAGCGCGCUGCGUUGUCGAGUUACUGAGAAACUGACAGUGAGAAUGCCUCGAGUUGUUUCUGACCAAAGGGCAAAGUUUGAAAACGACGAACUGUUUAGAAAACUCAGUCGUGAAAGUGAGGUGAGGUAUACGGGGUUUCGGGACAGGCCCCACGACGAAAGGCAGUUACGUUUUCACACCGAAUGUCGAGAAGGGCACGCCGACGUGGCUUUCACAGCUACGGGGACAAAUCUCCAGCUGAGCUUUGCGGCCAAUGCAUGGUCGGAUAAACCCGAGGAUAGAACGCCCACUCAAGAAUUUGUCAAUUUCGACCGGGAGCCAGGGAAGGUGCAUUUGAAGUCCCAGUUUAUCAUGAACGGUGUAUGUGUGGUGUGGCGAGGAUGGAUCGACCUUCAAAGACUUGAUGGUAUCGGGUGUUUAGAGUUCGACGACGAUAGGGCAGAGGUUGAAGACGCAAUACUGAGAGAGCAAAUCGACCAAUACAAUCGCCGGUUGCGGGAGUUUGAGGAACGUCAGCGGCAGUACCGCCAAGACCAAGAGAGGCAGGCAGAGUCGGAGGCAGAGGAGAGACAAAUGCUCGUUAGACCUCAGACUGGGGACUAUUAUCAAACACCCUCGUCGCAGAAUGGAUUCCCUCGCCACAGAACACAGAGGUCCGAGAAAGAUUUUCGGAUACAUACAAAAGCCGACAGCAGGAUCGAGGUUCCAAUCCGAGCCCCUCAGAAACGAGCAGCAGUGAUUGACGCUCAGCGAUCGCCAUGGAAACCAAGACUGUACAUAUUGUAACAUAGACCUCCACAGGAGACUAAUUUAUUCUAUUUUUAAUGUCAAUUUUUAUGAAAUUAUUGACAAAAAUAGAGAACUGAUAUAAAUAGUCUGAAAGUAUAGAAUAUUUUUUGAAAAAUAUUUGUUGUAAAAACUGUGGAACCAAAGGUUGUGUGCAGAAAAGGUCAUGUGACCUGGACAUGGCUGUAAUUAACAAGCUGUUUAAUUACCGGUGAUUUAACAACCACAAUGUGUGUGUACAUGGAAUUUCAGCAGAGCAGAAACUGCCGUCUACUUAUUUGGUUAAUGGCAUGUUAAGGACCAGUUGCAAGAAAUUCAACAUGUAAUGAAUCUCAUUUUUAUGUGUGGUGGCCAUACUUCCAUCUCAGUUUCUGAGUCAAUUUACGUAACAGGACAUUCCAUGGGUGAAAGUUGGUACUGAGUGUAUUCAAUGGUACUACUGUUACAGAUGAGAUAAAUGUGCUACUAAAAUCAGUCCAGGGCCACUCGAUUCUUUCACAUCACUAACAUGAAGAAUUGGGUUGUCCUUGACUUCUUUGAGUAAUAUCAUAUGACUUUCCACGAAAAAAAAUAUGACAAUAUGUUGUAAUGAUGUAUGACAUAAUUAGAUAAUGUUGAUAUUUAUUAAACUGUGUUAUGUUUGGUCAGUAGGCUCUGCUGGAUUUGAGGAAAUAAGAAUAGAAAUGCAUGUUAUGAAAUGAUAUUGUAUGCUUGUUAAGAGGUGCAUAUUGUUAUAAGUUAUUUUCAUAAAGGAAUCUUGUUAAGAGGAUCAAAUGUUUUUUGCUCAAUGAAGCCAAUAUCCAACCAUUAUCAGUAUCAUUUUUUCAGUUAUGAGUUUUAUUUGGAGAAAAAAAACUUGACUGUAAAUGAGAGUGAGGCAUAUUACUAAGAUAUGAAAUGACUCGGCUCAUUCCAUGGGCCCUACAGUUGUGUUUGCUUGAAAGGUAGUCUAGUUGCAUAAAGUACAGUUGUCUGCCUGUCAAGCUAAAAGUCCUGGGUUUGGUUCCCACUUGGUUGCAAUUUUAAAGCCCAUUCACGGUGGCUCUCAUACAACAUAAUCUAAUUCAAUCGCUUAUCCAUUGUAUAUUGUGCCCGUAGGAUCAUAGUCUCAAGGACAGCAGUAUACCUACUUGCAACGAUAUGCAGCUCCCAAAAACCUCUGUUCUAUUUAAUUUUGAUACAGUUGCAAAUAUGGCAGAAAAUAUGGUAUCGUAGGUCUAAUUACAUGGAUUUCAAAGCAAUGGUUGGGUGUUAGAGUAUCACAUUACUGAAGUAGUAUUCUGAGAAAAAUUCAUUGGGUUGUGUGAGUCAUUCAUUAGAAUGUUCUGUAAGUUGUGUGGCAAAUAUCAUCACAGCAUUUAUUUGUUUCACCUGGCUUAAUGUCAAACAUGACACAUUAUUUUUGUCAGGAAAAAGGGUAAAUCAACUUGAAUCCCAGUGCCUAGCAACUUUAUUUUGGAGUGACACAGUGUGGAAUUUUAAUUUGUUUUUCUAUAAAUUUCGUUGUUAUUUUAAAAUGUUUAACUAAAGGAAUAGGUCUGGUGUGAGUAAUGGUAUCAUGUGUUGGAAGGAUUUGGGUGUGAAAAUAAUUACUGUGUCAUUUCAAAAUAAUGCUGAUUCUUAAAAUAUGAAUGAUGUGAUGUUGCGAUCUUAAAAAGGGUGAUGUUUUUCGUUUUGUCUCAUCAACAUAUUGGGGACAGGGAGCCCAGUCUUUACAGGCAUCGCGGUCCUCUGUGCAGAGUUGUGUCCCUUCACCAUGCCAGCCAUGUAACUGGGGGUUGGACUUUGGCAGUUUGUCACCACCAGUCCCAUGCUUUCAGUUUCACUAAAGUGGUAAACAUAUGAGUUCUGCAUCACUUGGGGCACACACGCAAUGACGUAAUUGGAAUACUGUUUAAAGCAGCGUUCAUACCAACUCGCUUACUCACCCUCAUUUAAUAGUCAGUUUGUGAAUUCACUGUGUUAUUUUCCUGAAUCUCACUCAACACUAGAGGUUCUGGAACAGAUUUUUUAUAUGAUGUGUUUAUGAAAACAUUUUUUGAGUACCUACUACGAUCAUCUGAUUCCACAUUAAUAUGAAAGGAAAUCAUGAAAGGUUUUGCAUUAAGUUGAAUAACAGCUGAUGUCUCUCCAUGUACUGUUGUGUGAUUGUCAACAGGCCAGACAAAUUUAAUAACUUCUACAUACUUUUAUCCUUUACAUACAUAAAGGCAGGAGCAAACAAAUACAUGAAAUCUUCUAAAACUCUAGAUAAUGACAAUAUUUACUGCUGCUUUUUGUGCCUUACAUGCAAUUGUUUUAAUUUCAUAUUUUGGGGAUGAAAGCAAAUUUUUCUGGGUUAUAUAGUCACAAUGUCAAUGUUUCUAUCGAUUUUGAGAUACAGGAUACAUAAACAGACAUUAUUCCAUGAAGAGAUAGGUCUGCCAGGUAGCACAAGUAAUUAAGUUGGUCUGACCUAAACAGGUUGUUUGUUUAUGGAGCUUACUGAGGCUCACUUUAGUUGAUGUACCGGUAGUUUUGAUGAAUAUCAAAACAAACUAUUCCAAGGAAUAUUGGUUGAUAAUCAACUGAGGAGAUAUGUGAAACUUUACAUGUAGACAGACAUUCACAGAUUGUGUUAGAAGUGAUUUUAGGGUGUAAUAUUGAUUGUAUUCCCCACUUAAACAAUGUGCAACAUUGUUGUUAAAUGACAAUAAGAUAGCACCUUUCAUGUUGGAUAGUUUGUAGUAAAGCACAUGGACUUGAGCAUGAUUCCAAUGCUUGUGAAUGUAGUUACACCUGGUGCAACCUGGUUUAGAGUUGCACACCUCCAGCAAGUUAACAUGCACUUGUGCAACCUGUAAAGAAUGAAAUUUAAACUAGGUAGCAAACACAACCCCCAUGGCUCACUUAUUUCUGGUCUCUCUGAUAAGCAUUAUCAGUAAAGCAUUGUAUGGAAUAAUUCAUUAUUCACUAUAAGCAUUAUCAGUAAAGCAUUGCAUGGAAUAAUUCAUUAUUCACUAUAAGCAAGCAAUGUCACAUAGUUUUGCAUUUCUUAGCUUUUGAUAGCUUGAGCUAUAUUUCUAUAGUUUUCAGUUUUACAGAAAUAUAUUUUUAUUGAAAUAUUACUUUUAUAUUUUUUCAUUAUCCUUUUGGACAAGUUUAUGCUUUUUAUGCUUAAGGUCAGGGUGACAGAUAAGGUCGGAUUAUAUCUUUAGAUAGGAUAAGUUUCAUUGUGGUUGGAAAAGGACACAAGUGUUUGUUUAAAUGAACUUAAUUUAACUAUUUAUGUUAUUCUUUUAGUUCUCCUGUCUUAUGUCCUAGUUAUUAUCAUCAUUGGCUUAGAAUGUGUUAAACAAGCUGUUAUGGUAAAACAAGAUCCCUUGUGAUGUCACAGUGUGUCCAGUGUGGCGUUCUGUGAUGUGUGAUGUGACACACGUGUAGUCAGUUGUGUCACACCUUUUAGUCUAUCAACUGCAUAACAUUUUAUGAUACGGACAUGUGCAAUCAGUGGAUCUUGUGGCGCUGCCGCUUUUGUUGUCAGCUAGAUUGUCUGCUGAUGCUAGUGAACUGGUAUGUUGUUGUUUAUCUGAUAUUGGGAAGCAAUGAUUUUAAUGUCAUUUUGAUACUGAUUCCUGUCCCAUUCAACAAAUCAGUUUGGGGGCUGUUGGGUUCUUGUAUGCCCUUAACAUAUUGGAGCUGAGUCUAAAUUGUAAGGCAUUAAACAUGGAAUAUAGUUACAAACAUUCUUAAUCUGUUGUACAUCUGUUACAGCAAUGGUUGUAGCAGCGUUCAGCUAUCUAAAUGCAGUUAUGAACUUUGUCAUACAGGACCCUGGUAGACCAAAAUGUAAAAAUGUCAACAUAAUAUAAUAGACAUAAUUUCAAUUAAAGUUAAGUUGUCAGUGGAUAUAAAGCAGUGAUUAGAUUACCAUUACAGAGCCAUGUCACUAUGGGUCACGUGAUUCCUAUCUCAUUUCCCCUUCUUUCUGUGUAUCCAUGAUCUCUGUACUUAUCAGUGCCUUAUUGUUCUCCUCGUUCCUGUUGAUGUUAUUGUUAUGCUUUGUUCUCUUGUUCUUGGCUUGGAACAGAUAUCAGUGAAUCGAGACACUUGCAAUCGUUCACACAUUCAUUGGCUGAUGUGGCUUGGAACAGAUAUCAGUGAAUCGAGACACUUGCAAUCAUUCACACAUUCAUUGGCUGAUGUGGCUUGGAACAGAUAUCAGUGAAUCGAGACACUUGCAAUCGUUCACACAUUCAUUGGCUGAUGUGGCUUGGAA
This is a messenger RNA of Haliotis rubra (blacklip abalone), 5101 nucleotides long. RefSeq names its product core-binding factor subunit beta-like. The transcript is spliced from 7 exons. Bases 16 to 843 code for a protein of 275 amino acids. Gene Ontology annotation, biological process: regulation of transcription by RNA polymerase II. The record is from RefSeq and is a predicted model, not a curated record. Gene Ontology annotation, cellular component: core-binding factor complex; nucleus. Gene Ontology annotation, molecular function: sequence-specific DNA binding; transcription coactivator activity. NCBI's taxonomy places the organism in Eukaryota, Metazoa, Mollusca, Gastropoda, Lepetellida, Haliotidae.